Helobdella robusta is the source of this 366-nucleotide messenger RNA. RefSeq lists its product as hypothetical. NCBI's taxonomy places the organism in Eukaryota, Metazoa, Annelida, Clitellata, Rhynchobdellida, Glossiphoniidae. Gene Ontology annotation, molecular function: RNA polymerase II cis-regulatory region sequence-specific DNA binding; DNA-binding transcription factor activity, RNA polymerase II-specific. The record is from RefSeq and is a predicted model, not a curated record. Gene Ontology annotation, biological process: regulation of transcription by RNA polymerase II; anatomical structure development. The annotation marks the transcript as partial. The transcript has a single exon.
GAGAUAAACCAGCUCGGAAGAAUGUUUGUGAACGGCAGGCCUCUACCUCUCUGGAUGAGAUUCAAAAUAAUUCAACUCGCCCAGCAGCAAGUUCGACCGUGCGACAUCUCAAAGAUUUUGAAAGUAUCGCACGGUUGCAUCAGCAAAAUUUUAACUCGAUUCCACAAAAACGGAUCGCUGCUUCCAGGAAACACAGGAGGGAGCCGACCUCGCGUUAGUACAAAGGAUGUCGUUGCGGCCGUUUGCAGGUACAAGAUGGAGUUGCCUGGAUUGUUUGGAUGGGAAAUUCGAGACAGGCUGAUAUCUGAAAAUGUUUGCAGUACCAACAACCUUCCAUCCAUCAGCUCCAUAAGCAGAAUUCUCAGG